Messenger RNA from Durusdinium trenchii, 2427 nucleotides. NCBI's taxonomy places the organism in Eukaryota, Dinophyceae, Suessiales, Symbiodiniaceae. The record is from the annotation of a GenBank genome assembly.
GCACGGCACGGCGUGCAUGGGCCGUGGUUUUGCAAACCUGGAACGGCUUCGAAGCUGGAGAAGAAGAAUGGAUAAGCUGCGUUUUAACGUGCACUGCCAGCCACCAACGGGACAGGACAAGGUCAUCACUUUCCGGAUUGUGUUGUCUCGGACAGACACUGUCCAGAAGCUCUUAGAAGACCUCCAGCAGAAGGUGAAUAAUCAUCCGGAAGCCAAAGGCGUCGUCUAUGAACGAGUACGACUUCCUCAGAGUGGAGCUUUGCUUGAUGACCAGGACGUCCUUGGGGUGUCACUGGCAGAUGAUGAAAGGGAUCUGGAUGCAUUGCCCACUGGGCAGGCUGUGGUCGCCACCAAAGACGAAGACUGGGUUUUGAGCAGCUGUCUCCAAGCCUUUCUCCCAAAGAAUGAGGAUCAGAAGGCACACAACUUGCUCCCUUGCCCCGUGGGUACCCAGCUUCAUGUGGGUGGUCGUGACGGCAGAGGCUGGCUCCUUUGCGAGGCCAUCUCCUCGGGCCUCACCGGCUUUGUGCCGGAAUGGGUUUUGGAAAAAGCUGAACCAAAUUCGCAGCCAAGCAGCAUUGUCGUGCACUCACCGAAGAGCGCGCUGGCCGAACAUCGUGCAGAAAGUACGAACAACAGACCAGGCAAGCACAUUGGCAAAGUAUGCCGGAUUGAAGCCAUGACUGGUGCCUAUGUCGACCGAGUGUCCUUUUACAUGCGUGAUGGCGCCAAGCACGUCUAUGGUGGGGAUGGCGGAGUGCAUCCUCAGAUAUGGCACUUGGCCGAAGAUGAGGUGAUCUUGGAAGCUCACCACAUUGAGCAUCCCCAUCGGGAGUUCCUCGCCACUGAGAUUUUCUUGACAUCAUCGAAACAAAAUAUCGUCAUCAAGGGCUGGACUGGGCCUGGGAAGAAGCGCCCUUUGAAAUGGCACUCCUUCGGCAAGCGUGGGCGACAGAUUAAUGAGCUGAUCUUCGAUGAUUCUGUUCUGACUGGCAUUCGCCACAUGAGGCAGGGCAACUUUGUGCGGAAAAGGAAGAGCGCGAGGAAAGCAUCAUCUCCCACGGCCGGUACCACUGCGUUGGUGGUCAAGAACCAAGAGAUGGAAACUCCAUCUGUGAAUUGGAGGUGUGCAAAACCUUUCCCAUCAAGAACCCCAUGUGUGGAUCUAUCCUUGAGACCCUUCAGAACAGAUGUUUCUUUCAAAUGGUCAGACCAUCAAACCCGACCCGAGAAGUCGGUUUUUUGCGUUCUCGGGGGGUCUGCGUUGGGAGGGACUUGUGAGACCUGCAACCUCCAAGUAAGACAGUACAAUGAAGGGAUUUCUCUAGCCUACCAUCGGUUUUGGUCAGGGUUGCGUGACACUCUCCUGCACUAAGCUGCAGCUCAGGUAGCCGAUGUUGGAAUGGAAGGUUGGGACCUGCUAAGAGAGGGCUGUGUGAGGGCAGGUAGUUUGGUAGCUGAAGAGCCGAAGGUUCAGGUCGACAUGUGCUGUGGCUCGAUGUCAGCUGAGCUUUCUUCAUGGCGCUGGGCGAAACCCCUGUCGAUCAUUGUAGAUCAGCAAGCAUGAAGUUGCACAGGUUGGGGUAUCACACGGCAUGAAGAUGAAUGAAGCAUCUCCAUGAUUCUCCAUGUAGUUUGUGCUGUGGCACCCGGUAGUUUCGUGGCCCAUGAUUCGUGGCAGCGAAGCUAACGGGUGAGGCUCGAAUCUCAGGAACACUAGGUGUGGUAUCAGGCGUGAUUCUUCGACAUUCUUCCGCACAAUGCCGGUCUUAUGUAUAUAAUUACAUAUAUAUAUAUAUAUACCUAUACGAUUUGUAUACUGUAGGUGGGGGGCCGCAUGAAUACGUAGGAGAAAGUGUUUGUUUCUGAUCAUGGAUUCCAAGAACGCGUUUCAGGCAGAUGAUUUGGUCUACAGGAGCCCCACACUGGCCACUUCGCUUGAUGCACUGAGAGGCAUUAGCGUGACGACCCCAUCACAACUUUCGAUCUGUCAAAGGGACAGUUUUCAGAAGAAUUACCUGGCAACUCGAUUGUCAAGAGUGUGAGGCCCCGCUCGUGGCCUUCCCAAGUUGAUUUGAAAUCUCACCGAGGCUGUGAAAAAGCCAGUCGCAGCCCCAAAAAAGCGCGCCAAUCCAUGUGGUCCAGUGCUUCCUCAGCCCAAAAACGAGCGAACUUGGGUGCAUGACCUGCGGGAUACCCUACUUAAACAAACACGAUGUUAUAGUAUUGUAUAUAUCUAUAUAUACUAAAUACACGGAGGCAGACGGAGGUUGUAACGUCCUCUUUGUUUGAAGAACGACCUGCUUAGCUUUACGGUCUUUACGGCAUGCUGAGCUUGCCAUCGUAUGCCUCCUGUCGACACUGGUGAGGUCAGAGUGCUCUGAGAUCAAGGUGUUUUGCACUUUGCGUUCUAUCGCUGAAGAUGCC